UCAGUAAAUAAAUCUAUAUAUGUAAAUUUAAGCAAGACAACAACAUGAAGAAUAAUAAAAAAACAUAAAUAUAAAUAUAUUAAGAAAAAAGAUUGAUGCUAAAUGUGUAUAAAAAAACAAAGAUUUCCUGAUACACUAAAAUCAACCUCCCCGAAAAAAAUUUAAAGAAAUUCACAUUAACAAACCCCUUACACUUAUAUAGCUUAUUUAAUGUAUUCAUUGUAAUUCAUAAAGUAACCGUAACAAAAAUUUCUUUAAUAACAGAAAUUAACAUUUAAAUUUGACAUUUUUUUUUAGUAUUUCAACAAACAAAUUUCCAUAGAUACAAUUAAAGAAAAAAAAACCAAACAUAAAUCAUCAAUCGUUUAACUAAAUAAUAAAAAAAAUAUAUAAAGUAUUACCACAAGAAAAUAAAAAAAAUCAUAAAUAGUAAUACCAGCAGGCAUCAUUCAUAUACGAUAUACAUAUAAAAACCACAUUAUUUAAUAAUAGCAACAUGAAAAACAAAUCAUAACAAAAAAAAACAUUUCGAAAAUAAAAAAAAACAAAAAAUUUCAUAUAAUGAAGACAAAAACAAACAAAAAAACUAAAAAUUUUCACAUGUGGUUUUAUUUUCUUUGGCAAAAAAACGUUAAACAAUCAAAAUAAACAAUGAAAUGGAAACCUUAACAACUGAGGCAGUAAAAUGUGAUGAGUCCACAGAAUCUUCUGCCACUACAGAGAAAGCGGCAAAAACUGAAAGCAACAAUGAAGAAGAAACAACUCCUGUAAAGACACCAAAUUAUAAUUUGAAUAAAUUUCGUUUGCAGCGUAUACUUAAUAAUAAUACUCGUAAUAAGAGUAUAGCUUUAUUGGGUAAUUUCCCCGAUUCAUCGCCAAGUGAUAAGGCUAUUGUUAUAUUUGAAAAGAAAGCAUUCCAAGAAAGUGAGGUUGCUACCGGUAAAAACGAAGAAGAUGAAGUGGAAGAGAAUGCUAAAGAAAAUGGCAGUAAAAAAAGUGUUAAAGAAAAUGUGCAGACGGCUGAGGAGGAGGAGCCAAUGAAACCUACUUAUUUUUGCAGUGAUUUAAUAGUACAAACACAAUUUAUCAAUAAUAUUUACGGCAGUUAUCAAUGUACUCCACCGGCUAAAUUAAGUGGUGUUAAGGCUACUGUUGUUUAUCCAGCUACAGAUAAACACAUCGAAAAGUAUUCCAUUUGUCAGAAAUUUGUAAUAAACGAAACUCCCGAGCUAUAUAAAGAAAUAACACUUCCUUACAUUACCUCAAGUCAAUUUUCCCUAGAGUGGGUCUACAAUAUUUUGGAACAUAAACAAGAAACUGAACGUAUUAUUUUUGAAGAUCCUGAUCCAGAAAAUGGUUUUAUACUCUUGCCUGAUCUUAAGUGGGACGGUCAUAAUGUUGAAAAUCUUUAUGUCUUAGCCAUAACUCAUAAACGUGAUAUUAAAUCUUUGCGUGAUCUCAAUUCUUCCCACCUUCCUUUAUUGCGCAAUAUACGCUCACGUAUUGCUGAGGUAAUAGAAUCACGUUACGGUAUACUAGCUACUCAAUUACGUAUGUAUUUCCAUUAUCAACCAUCGUUCUAUCAUCUGCAUAUACACAUUAAUCCUGUACGCAAUGAUGCUCCCGGUAUUUGGUGUGAAAAAUCUCAUAUGUUAGAUACUGUCAUUAAUAAUUUGGAACUUUUAAAUGAUUAUUAUCAAAAAGCUACUUUACCGUUUGUUUUGUAUGAUGGCAAUAAACUUUUGGAAUUAUAUGAAGCUAAAAUGACCAUUAGAAAAGCACUUAAACGUUCAGCGGAAAAGUUGGAUGCUGCAGCAGAAGAGAAAGAAGAUGAUGUUAAGGCUAAAAAACCAAAACUUAGCGAUGAGACUAAUGAAGCUUUAGACGAACCAAAGGCUGUGACGAACUAAAAAUUAAGUUUGUGGUAUUAUCCUAGUGUUGGACUGUUAUGUUUAACGUACUAAGAACAUAUUUUUUUGCAAUUAUAAUUAAGUCAAAAUUUUAACAUUUUAUUAUCUUUAAAAACUAAUUAAAUGAAAAAAACUAUUUACGUUUAAAUCUUGAAAAA
Molecule: messenger RNA, 2068 nt
Organism: Lucilia cuprina (Australian sheep blowfly)
Lineage: Eukaryota; Metazoa; Arthropoda; Insecta; Diptera; Calliphoridae
Gene: Dcps
Product: m7GpppX diphosphatase
Exons: 4
Coding region: 657-1910 (417 amino acids)
Biological process (GO): deadenylation-dependent decapping of nuclear-transcribed mRNA
Cellular component (GO): nucleus; P-body
Molecular function (GO): RNA 7-methylguanosine cap binding; hydrolase activity
Source: RefSeq, a predicted model, not a curated record